GUUUUCAGCCCUGAAAUACACAUUCAUACAGUCUGUGUGCAAGCUGUACAUCUGAACACCUGACAACGUCUGCAAUCUUAUAAUGGUUUCAUUAUGGUAUAAUAUGAGUCAUUAUCACAUGUUGCUAUUGUUGUACUUAUCCAAUCCAUUUCAUUUUAUACGCUUAACGCCAUGGGCCAACACAGUUUUAUCAAAUGUAUAGAUUAGAGCUUAAACAAUAGCCUGUGUGUUUUAUCCUUUUGUUAUGGUAUAUUUUCUGUGUGGGUGUGUGCAAGUCCAUGCAUUUGUAUGCAUUCGUGUCUGAUAGCUCUGCUGCAUAUAUAAUCUGGGUCUGUGUGCAGGUAUUUGUCCUACUUUUCGCAGGGUGUGAGGCUGUCUGCAUUAAUGUGAGAUAAGUACUGCACGUACAUUAACAGUUGUUUAUGGUUUCGCUGGCGUUAAGCAGGGGAAACUCCACAUCCCCUUUUUGUGCCUAUCCCUAUAUGUAUACGAGUCUGCGUUUGUUUCCAGCUCUCGCCGGGUUGGGUGCGUUUUACAGAGGGCUUCCUGCUGCAUCCAUCAGCCUGAAAAUGAAACGCGCCGAACUGUCACUGCACAUUACAGGUUUUUAACUGAAGCUGGUGGAAAUAACCCGCUUGACGUCCCUCUCACUCAGGACAGCAAAGGCAGCUCCUCAUACACUUGAACCACCGCACAGCAGCAGUUUGAAAAACUUCUAUCAGACUCAUGACUGUUUGAGGGGACGAGGACCCACCGUGGCCCAUGCACUGUACCCGUUUCCCUCCCUGCCCUCCUUAUCCCUCAAGCUGACUCAAAACCCCAGACACCUCCCCCCCCUCCCCCAUCCCCACUCCCACCCCAUCCCGAGCGACUCGCCCCCUCCCGCCAUGACACCCGGCACAGAGACUGUGCACUACAUCCACCUUCACAACUCCAGCCAGUCGGUUCUGGAAGCCCUACGCACUCAGCGGCGCGAGGGCCUCUUCUGCGAUGUGACCGUGCGGAUACAUGAUGCUUCACUACGUGCCCACGCCUGCGUCCUGGCAGCUGGUAGCCCCUUCUUCCAGGACAAGCUGCUGCUGGGUCACUCUGAAAUCUCUGUGCCGCCGCUGGUGCCCGCCGAAACCGUGAAGCAGCUUGUGGAUUUCAUGUACAGCGGCUCGCUGGUGGUUUUGCAGUCGCAGGCCCUCUGCAUCCUCACUGCUGCCAGCAUCUUGCAGAUCAAGACGGUCAUUGACGAAUGCACCCAGAUCAUCUCUCAGAGGAAGGCAGCGGCAGGGGCGGCGAGUGCAGCAGCAGCGGCGGCGGCGGCAGCAGCAGCAGGAGGAGGGAUGCUCGGAGGAGUUCUCCCUAAACAAGAAGAGCGUGGUGGGGGGAAAGGGACAGAGAGAGGCGGCAGUGGAAGCUGUUCUGUUAGUGCCGCAAGUGGGGGUGGAGGUUACGCAAACUUCUCUAACUUCAUGGCUGAAUGCGGGGCUAGUAACAUGGGUGGGGGGUUGGGGGGUGCCAGCGUUAGUGUCAGUGAGAGUGGCCCGGGCCCGAUGGAGCAAGCCAACACCGUGAGUCUGAUGGCGCUGGGCGACAUGGGCCCUGGCUCCAUGUGUGGCGGUGACGGACUGGGCUCUGGGGCCGGCGCAAUACUCAUGAAGCAGAACUCCAGCUGUACUCAGGACGUCAGGUACAAGCUCCGAGACCUGUUGGCGCAGACGGCCAACGGAGGCAGCACUAGUAGCACAGGGAACCUCUCGGCAGGCUGCAGCUCCGGUGUGGGCAGUGUGGACAGCAUCGGCAGGGACAGCCUCCGCGGCAACACAACUGACCUCUCUGAUGACCUGGUGGGGAUGGACAGAUACAGCGAGGAGGAAGAAUUGGACGGGAGAGAGCGGGGAAGAGAAGGAGACAGAGACAGGGGGGCGAGCCACAGCCGCAAGCAGAGGCAGCCGCUAAGACUCCAGGUGCUGGGAGGAGAGGGAGUAGUAGUGAAAGAUGAAGGGGUUCAGGACACAGAUGGGACUGUGUAUACCUUGCAGGACGGGAGACGAGAUGGGGAGCAGGAAGCCUCCCAGGAAUCCAUGGCAGGCUUCGGACAGGAUUUCUACGAUGAGCAGGGGGUGUUUUCAGAGAGUUUCUGGCCCCAGAGUGAGCCUCCUCAGGCCAUGGCUUUCAACCCCAGAGGAAGAGUCAACAAGCCUCUGACUCCCCCUCCAACCACACAGUCCAUCAACAACCAGCUUCUUUUCCAGUACCCAGUGAGCCAGUCGCAGCCAGCUCCGUUCUAUGUGGGCGGGCCCAUGGGUGGGAUUGACAGCAUGGCGGGGACGGAGCCCAGUCAGCAGGCUCCACCCCCGGCGCCGAUGACUCCGGCCCCGCCUCCCUCCACCUCCUCCUGCUCUGCAGGCCCCUCCCCUUCCUCCCAGGGAUCUGAGACCUCGUUCGACUGCACGCACUGUGGCAAAUCUUUACGUUCCAGGAAGAACUACAGCAAGCACAUGUUCAUCCACUCUGGUCAGAAACCACAUCAGUGCUCCAUCUGCUGGCGCUCCUUCUCCCUGCGCGACUACCUCCUCAAACACAUGGUGGUGCACACCGGCGUCAGGGCUUUCCAGUGCUCCAUGUGCGGCAAGCGCUUCACCCAGAAAAGCUCGCUCAAUGUGCACAUGCGCACCCACCGUGCCGAGCGCACCUUCCAGUGCAACGUGUGCCACCGGGCCUUCACCCACCGCACCUUGCUGGAGCGCCACGCCCUGCAGCACGCCCACCACGCCCCCCAGGGCCAAGGCCAGGGGCGUGGACCCGACAUGACCUCACCUAACAAGCACAGUCCUCCGGCUCUGGGAGGACCCUCAGGUAUGGCUGGCGCGGCUGGCAUGGUCGGCAGCAUGGCCAACAUGCCCAGCCACGGAGCUUCCUCCACCUAGAGAGAGAGAGAGAGAGAGAGAGAGAGAGAGAGAGAUACGUGGGAGAGAGGGAGGUUAGUGAGCCCAUUCCUUAAACCAACUUCUCCUCUGUCCUAACAGCCUUGUUGAUCUUUUGUUCUGGUGGGAACAGUGCAUAUACUGUGAGUUCCUAUUGUUUUAGCUUAACGACACUUUCAAUCAGGGUUCCUACACAGGGUUUUAAAGUUUGAAAAUGAUGUCCAUUUUAAAGGUGUUUUGGAAUUGCAACAAAAUCUUGGACAACUAAAAGUUAGAAACCAAUCAAGUAGCCCUACUGUCAUUUCCUGUUGUGACACUUGUUGGUGUGACAACUAAUCAUAAGCUACAGAGCGACAUUGCUAACAGUCACACACCUUGUUGAACAGCCAUCCAGCCAGUUAUUUUUUGGUGGAAAGAAGUCUUGAAUUUUGAAGUGGAGAAUGUGUAGGAACCCUGAUUCCAAGACACCAGAUAGUCACCAAAGAGGUUAGGAAUACAGAGCAGGUUUGGGAGUUGGUGAGGGCGAGAGGAGUCGUAGGCUUUCCUAGGUGGAGGUGAGGGUGGGUUGGGGAUUGGGGUUAUAUGGAGAUGCAAGUUAGGGAAAAUAAGGGGAGGGAUGGGUUGCAGGGUUUUAUUCAUCUUCAAUUCAUUUAAUUCACGUUAAAAAUUGGAGUUAAUUCUGUUCUUUUCAGUGUCACAUGGUUAAGUGCAAAAACGUGUGAACGUAACUGGGUUUGCUGACAACCCAAUCAUCUGUCUGCUUGUGUCUCUGUGCUGGAAUCUGGACUCAAACAUUGUGGCUCGAUUAUGUAACAAGUGAAGCCUUCAAAACGUUAAAGAAUAUGAUUUUCUGAACAGCUUUGAAGGUAAUAUUUACACAUAUAUUUAGUUAACAUGGUUGGUGAGUCAAACAACUCCAUGUAAAGCUCAUCUCUAGAACAGAUUAACAAGCACAAUCGAGCACUUAAAUAUGGACAGUUAAAUUGUCCUGCUUUGUUUUUUCUUUCUUUGUUUUUAGCAGUUUUUAUAUUAAGGUGUGUAUCGGCUGUAGGUGGUGGAAAUUUAGGCAAAGACACGCUUGCUGGAAAACCGUAAGUUUUCCCAUUUUUGAAUAUUAUAUAAAAAAUAUACCUCUGAAUUAUGUGAAUUGAAUGUGAAUGAAGCGCAGCGCUAUUCAGGAGCAAACCAGGGUGACAAAGAAGGUUGUUGAAUGAUUCUAUGAAGAAGGAAAGUAGUCCGAGCAGAGUAAGACUACAGCAGGGAGGGGAGGGAGGGAGGAGGAGGAGGAGGCGUGAUGCACAGCAGUGUGAAUGAAAUUCACCAUCAUCCAUCAGACAGCUUUGUAACAUUUUCCACAGGCGCCACUGAUCGGCCCCAGGAUCAUAUACCUCGAACCAGGAUGAGCCCCUAACGGCUCGGAGGGACACUAUUUUCUCAUUUGAAAUGUUUGGGAAACAUUUCAGCAUGUUUUACAUACACACAUACACACAUACACACACACACACCUACCUACAAUUACCUCGGUGGUCCAAAGACAGGCAUUAUGCUUCACAUCUUUUAAGCUACAUCAAACGAAGAAACAGUGAAAACGAAAGCUAAGAUAGAUCUGUUUACUUUUUGAAAGCUUACUAAAGUACUUCUAUGUAAAAUUCCUGUACAUCGCUAUAACACUCAGUUUAUUUGUUGCUCAUGUGAUUCUUUGAUGCAGAAAUAAGGCAGAACAUUUAAAAAAAAAAACUUUUAAAGUGAAAGAGCCAUUCAGAGGAAGUUAAACUUGGUUGAAUAACAAUGACAAAUCAAUGAUUUUUAUUGGGAUUUUUAUUGAGUGUUUGUGUUUGUCUUUUGGGGCUGGUUAAUAAUAAUAAUAAAUGGGAAGUGUUUGUUGCUUAAAAAAAACAAUAAAAGCUUUUCUCGCAGCACUAUUAAAAAAACUUUUUAACAUUUUAGUAAAACUAAAUUAAUCAUAAAAAUGUACAAUCACCCCUACAUGUUUUGACAAAGUCAAACGUGUGAUAAUGUUAAUUAUCACAUUAAUAUUUAUUACAAUUUGAUCUCUAUGCACAGUUAAGUUUGCACAUCAUAUUAAUUAGACCUAGACGUUGUUGUCCCCUAAAGUAUUAGGCCUAUGAUUGUUUUGUUUUUUUUUUCACCUGAAAGGUGAUCUUAAAAAGACCUUAUGUGUCGCUUUUUGCUCAUUUUCCUUAAUGUUUGUCAGUCAAAGCAUUAUAUGAUAUUCAGUAGUUGACUUGAGCUUUGUAAGAGCUUUUAAUCAAGACUUAUUUUCAUUUAAGAGUGAAUCCAGCAAAGACAUAGAUUCAGAUACUCUCUGGCUGGACUUCACUAUAAAUAUUGACAUUAAAUGUCCCAUUUAAAUGUGGAAAAACUGCUUAUUUACAGGGAGCAGGCCUGUCAGCGUGUGUUCACUGGCCUCUGAACGUUGCAAAUUAAUUUGCAGACUCAGUAGUUUGUUUCGCCAGCGUUGAGAGUUUUAAGAGAAGCUGGACUGAAACUCCUCCAACUCACUGUUGGUCAUAAGCUAUAUAUAAAUUUUAACGCCAAACCUUUGGUGCUUUUCUGGAAAUAUUUACCUCAUUUGCCAGUUGCCAGCACCAUGCUGUGGCCUGGGUUUGGUAAAUAAGCGGUGUUGAGCUGUUUCAGAGGUUUGAUCUAUCCUCAGCAGUGGAAGUGGUUUUGGUGCAUUUUGUCUGAGGCGGACCCUUGUACAGUACUGUAAUAUGUGUGCUUUGAAGCCAUGUCAGCGCAUUGUAACGUACUGUGUUAUGCCUUUUUUGUUUGUUUUCUUGGGAGGGAAGUUGAUAAUUGUUUUUCUACAUUAAUAUUUCUUUAACAGAGGUUAAAUAUGUCAAAAGAAGAAACAGUCAUUUUAUAAAACAAAAAAAUCACUUGUCAUCAUAAAAUCACAUCUUUUAUGUAUAAAAAAACUAAAGGCAUGAUUUUAACUUUUUCUGAGAACUUAGAUGUUGUACUCAAUGAAUUAACUGAAUUUUAAAAAUGAGUGAUUUCAAAGAUUUCUUUCUCCAAAUAAAAAGUCUUAUAUGGCUUCAGGCCA
Micropterus salmoides (largemouth bass) is the source of this 5985-nucleotide messenger RNA. It is a transcript of the gene zbtb45, whose product is annotated as zinc finger and BTB domain containing 45. The record is from RefSeq and is a predicted model, not a curated record. Lineage: Eukaryota; Metazoa; Chordata; Actinopteri; Centrarchiformes; Centrarchidae. Bases 888 to 2918 code for a protein of 676 amino acids. Gene Ontology annotation, cellular component: nucleus. The transcript is spliced from 6 exons. Gene Ontology annotation, biological process: regulation of transcription by RNA polymerase II. Gene Ontology annotation, molecular function: DNA-binding transcription factor activity, RNA polymerase II-specific; protein binding; RNA polymerase II cis-regulatory region sequence-specific DNA binding.